UUAUUCGAUAUCAGGAACUAUUUCACCCAUCAGACAUUAACCAGUUUUCUUCCUGUGUGUUUUAGUUACAGUGCACCGCUUUGUUUGAUUAGCACUUAAAAUCAAUUUUCAGUGUCAAGGACUUUAAUAAUAAUAAUAGUUAUAUUGAAACCACCGUCAGCCAAAGAUGAAACUUUCUUUUAUCUUCGAGCUGCUCUUGAUCUUCGUGUUGAUCGCUUUUGCGGCUUCCGCUGCAAUCGACAAGAAGCACGUGGGGAAAUUUAAAAAAGGAGUCGCUUUAAAGAAACAUGGACACCUUGGUAACAAAAGGCAAGAGUCUACUGCGAACAGGUAUUGCAGCUGUUCAACUGCCAUGUGCAACUGCUGCAGAGAGUUCAACAUCCCAGUGGUUGCUUUGAGAGGUCCUGGUUGUGCUAGUUUGCAAUACUUAUCUGGAGAUCGGCUUGCUAUUUCAAUGAGCUUUGGUGAGAGGGUGCUUACCAACACGACAGUUUCCAGUAAAAGGGCGGAUCCGAUCUGUAUGCCCUUGCCAGGAGGAGUAACGAAGUUCUGCGGGAGAGUUUACAACAUCGGCAGGAAAAAUGAAAACUUCAACGCGUGCCUCGGCUUGGAACUAAGAUCAUCUAACGAAAUUGAAGCUGCCAUGAGGGUUUCUUGCUUUAGGUUUGGCCCUGAAGGGCUGAAGCUUGAACCACCACAGCCCCUGCCAGUUGUAGAGGAAGAAGAAGAUGAUGAUGACGACGAAGAUGAUGAUGAUGACGAUGAUGAUGAUGAUGAUGAUGACGACGACGACGACGACGAUUUUGCAUUUGAUGACGAUGAGGAUGAUGAUGACGACGAAUACGAUGAUGAUGACGAUGAUGAUUCAGAAAAUGAUGUUGAUUCUGAAACCUUUAGCCUAUUGGAUAGCGACUUCAUUGGCGGAUACUUUGAAGGAUCCUCAUCAUCGUCUUCUUCAGGUAACAAGAAGCGGAAAGCCACUAGCACCACCACCACCACCCUAAGAACACCCUUAAGGCGCAAGAACGUUGCAAAACCCCCGAAACAACAACUGAUAAAACAAAACGUGAAACCCAUCAAGAAAGUUACAAAACCAGUGCGAAAAGUAACAACCACCACUACCAAGAAACCAACGCUACCAUCAACAAACGUCCAGAUGUCAGUCAACAACAUCACUCUACCAGAAAACCAAAAUAUCACCAUGUCACUUCAGAUCAACCCCGUUACUGUAAACACAUCUAAAACUUCUACGGAUUCCACUACUGUUUCAACCGAAAUGCCUCUAGAUACAACCAUGGUAACAACCACUGCCAAUGAAAUAACUACUAACACAACAGUUGAAGAGGAGGAAGAUGAUCCCUUAGCAGAAGCAGUUGAAGAUGUUAUAACAGACGAUAAGAGCGAGGAAGAAGACGCUAGUGACGAGGAUAGCGAUGAGUCCAGUGAAGCAACCACUGAAAAAGCUGCUGAUUCGACCAGUCAAAAAGAAGAGGACGAAGGGGAUGUUUUUGAUGACAUUGCCGAUGGCGUAGCUGAAACCAUGGGGGUGGAUGACGAUGAUGAUGAUGAUGACGACGACUCAGAAGAAAGCAGGAAGAGUAGUUGAUUUUUAGAAGUUAGUUGAUUACCAAUGAAUACCAAAAAAAGAGAAACUUUGAAUGCCAUGGAUUAUUUAUUUAUUUAUUUAUUUAUUCGAAGAAGUGACUGUUUAUUUAUUGCUUAAUUUAUUUGUCAUAUAGUAAUAUAAAAAUGUUUUGUUAAU
Molecule: messenger RNA, 1762 nt
Organism: Anthonomus grandis grandis
Lineage: Eukaryota; Metazoa; Arthropoda; Insecta; Coleoptera; Curculionidae
Product: nucleolin-like
Exons: 4
Coding region: 167-1606 (479 amino acids)
Source: RefSeq, a predicted model, not a curated record